AGUCAGUCACAAAUUUUACAAAAUCACCAACAACAGUUUUACACUAUGGACAAACAGGGGAGCCAUAACAAUUCGAAAUAGAAUGCAAUGUGCAAGCAAAUGUUUGACCAUGGACAGGUGCAAGGCGUUCACAUUUGUGAGACAGACUGCGUCAUGCACUUUAGGAUUCUGUGCCCAGUUGUCUUCCGUUGCACGAAGUCAGAUCGUUGAGCUUUAUCAGACAGAGCUUGAGAAGUGCAGCAGUAGUCCAGGGUUCAGAUACUGGUCUUAAGGGAAAACAGUCGCUUGUGUGUGGCAGUCGACUGAUAAACUCAACGCAGCAUACGCUACAAUGGACUGUGCAGCCAAGGGUUCCGUUCUGUACAGCAUGAAAAGUCUUGAGAAACUUUAUAUUGCCCGGUGGCUGGGUGGCACUUAUUUUGUAGGUCUUAACGACAUCAACACAGAAGGGACGUUUGUGUUCAACGUAGAUGAUACUGACAUCGACAAUAAUCUGAAGAUUCAACUGUUCGAUAAUAGCCAGCCUGAUGACUUCAACGGGGACGAGGAUUGCGUAGUUUACGAAGAAAACAGGCAACGUUUGAACGACAUUCCCUGCGCCUGGCCGCAAAAUUAUGUCUGUGAGCAACUCUGCUUUGUGCCCUAGAAGCUGUUACAUAGCAGAGACUUUAUAUUGCCCGA
Biomphalaria glabrata is the source of this 681-nucleotide messenger RNA. Its product is annotated as mannose-binding protein C-like. The transcript is spliced from 4 exons. The record is from RefSeq and is a predicted model, not a curated record. Bases 332 to 646 code for a protein of 104 amino acids. NCBI's taxonomy places the organism in Eukaryota, Metazoa, Mollusca, Gastropoda, Planorbidae.